Apis florea (little honeybee) is the source of this 2131-nucleotide messenger RNA. RefSeq names its product chemokine-like protein orion (gene orion). Lineage: Eukaryota; Metazoa; Arthropoda; Insecta; Hymenoptera; Apidae. The record is from RefSeq and is a predicted model, not a curated record.
CCAAAAAUUAUUUUUAUUUGUUUAAUAUUUAGUUUACAACAAAUUAAAAAUAGUUUUGAAUUUGAUUAUAAUGGUAUAAAAGAUAUGAUAAAAUUCGGUCAUGAAAUAGUAAUAGAUAUUUUUGAAUCAUGGGAAAUAAUACGUCCAAAAGGUCCUGAAUAUGAUGCGACUUUACCAUUUAUUCAGAGAAUGGAAAAAGAAUUAAAGAAUCGUAUGUCAAGAAUAUCACAAAAAAUUGAUAGUUUUGAACAACAAAUAGAUAUACGAUUGGACACAAUUCUAGCUAAAGUUUUAAGUGAAAUACCGUUACAAGAAAUAUUAAAUGAAAAAUUACGUAUCCUUGAUGAAAAUGUUGGACGAAUUAAUGAUUUAUAUUAUGAUUUCCAUUUAUAUUCUAAAGCAUCUCACAAAUAUGAGAGAUAUACAUUAGAAGAUUUUGCAAAAACAUGUGUUUCCUCAAGAGCAGGUGCUCUUCCUGAUCUUUUAAAAAAUAUUCAUCGAUUGCUUGUUCCUUCUCCUGACGAAAUUCUCGGCAGAAGCAUUCUUAUAUUAUUGACAAAUCAAAUGCAAGAAGCAUCUUCACAAAUUUGCAAUGAAAAUCAAUCGCUUCAACAAUUAUUAUAUAAUUUAUAUACCACGAUAACAUUGGCGGAAAUUAAGGGUUACAGUAUGAUUCAGUUCUCUUAUAAGAUAUUACGGCUUUAUAAUCCAGGAACAAAUUUCACUGAUGAAAUGGAAAUAGUAAAGCAACAAUAUGAGACAAGAACGACAGAAACUUUGCGGGCUGUAAAAACGGCUAUGGCAUUUGCUCCGCGACAAAUUUGGAAAUGUGAUGCGAGAAUACAUAAAUUAGAUGAAACAUAUACCAAAUUAACACAAUUAUUCCAAGGAUAUAUUGUGAAUGAAGUGGAUUUGAAUAAAGACUCGUCCUGUAGAGAAAAUUGCGCUUAUUAUGAAUAUUCAAAAGUUUAUGGAUGUUAUAAAAAUCAGUUUUGCUCUCAACAACGUAAAUGUAAUGGUAGAAUAUUGAAAUGCGAAUAUAUUGAUUCUGAUAUGUGGAUUUGCCCUUCGUCUGAACAUAAUGAUCGAAGAUAUGAAUACAUAGAAUACGAAAAUGGUCAAAUAUUCGGAGAAAAAAAUACUUGCAAUAAAGGUACAACCAAAGUCGAUAGCUGGUGGCGUUGGCUAUUUUGGCAUUGUAGCUACUGUUUUUGCUAUUGUGAUGACAAUAAUAUAAACUCUGAUCGAUACUUCAGUCUAAAAAAAGUCGUAUCUGAUGUAGCGAACAAUAAAGUAGUAACAGGUGUUCGAUUUAAAAAAGUCAAUCAAAUAAUACAUAUACAAAUACAGCAAGGUGAACUGAUGCCACGUGGGAAUAUUGAUAAAGCCAGUGUACAUUGGAAAUCAAUUGAAGAAUUCAAUGUAUUAGAUAAUAAUGUCAAAAACGGUGUUGAUUAUCACACUUUAUCGUGGGAAAAACGAGGGUUGGAUCUAGACGAUUUAGUCCUUGACAAAAAUUAUCUUUUGACAGGUUUUAAGUUUCGAAUGAUUGGUUCGAGACUGAAUUUAGAAGUAAGAAUGACACCUUUUAAUUUUACGACUGGAAAAUUAAUAGAACCAUUAAACAAUAGUUUUUGGAUCAGUCAUGAUCGAACUGAUAGAACUGAAUUAAAGUUUGAGAAUCCUAAUAUACCAACUCGAUUACCUCUUCUCGCAUUACCAGACUCAAAAACGGAACAAUAUCUGAAUUUUGCACCAAGUGAUCGUAAAACUGAUGCUGCACAAAAUACAAUACCAUUUCUUGAUGUUCAAUCGGUAGAAUCAAAUCCACCAAUUCCAAUCGCAGGUGCUGGUAUUUUUCACAAAGGCAGAUUAGGAUCGGGUGGAUAUGUAGCAUUAAGAUUGAUUACAUAUGAUUUUAGUAAACAUUUACAAGUUGAUUUACCUGUUCAUGUAGAAACAGUUGUUGAUGCUCCAAAUGAAAUAAGACCAGUAUGAAUAUAUUUACAUAUACUAUUAAGAUAUAGUUCAUAUUUUUCAACAUAUAGUUUAAUAUUUUUUUCUUUUUUAUUUCUACUUUCAUAUUGUCUUUCAAUAUUUACUUUUAAUAAAUAUUUACUUUAAUAAUUAA